AUGCUCAAGUUCCGCAACAUCUCCCUCCUUCGUCGCAUCUAUGUCUGGGGCCUCGGCGUCAUCACCCGCAUCGCCUACGGUCCUGACUUGCGCAAUGCCGCUUCGCUUGAAAAUGAACCAAACCCGGACAUCUCUCGUAUCCGACGCAUCAAUUCUGAGCUCGAGUUCGGCCCGGGCGUCUGGCAGAAGGAGUUCAUCCAGAGCUCUGUUCGCGUCUCUCACAAUGACAUGAAUGAGGCCUUUCAACUCGGCGACAUCGCCAAUUUUGUUUCUGACGGUGUGCAGGCUAUCGCCGCUGACACCCUCACCGCUUGUUUCACUGCCGAGCCCCCAGAUCCGUGGAACUUUCUGACGAGGAACAUUCCGGCGGGACAAUGGCAGAUGACCCCGUACAAUACAUUGCUUUGGCUCGUUGGCAUUUGGGCCAGGUACUGUUUCUUGCUCCCACUCCGGUUAAUGGUCAUCAUCGUCGGCGCCAUUUCGUUUUCACUCGGCUGGCCGCUGGCCACACUGUUGCCGGGCGAGGAGCGCAAACGCGUCGCCCACAAAUGGCUGCUGCGAUACCUCGCCUCCGUUGUAGUUCUCUCCUGGUCCGGCUAUGUUAAAUUUCAUGGCAAGCGCCCCGAGCGUCGUCCGAAUCAGAUUUAUGUGGCGAACCACACCUCCCCAAUCGACCUGUUCAUUCUGCAAAAGGACUACAACUUUAGUUGCAUUGGGCAGCGUCAUAGCGGGCUCGCUGGCUUCCUUCAGGAUUUGCUCAUGGCGGCACAGGACCAUGUGUGGUUUGAUAGGGGGGAAGCGGGGGAUCGUCGUGCGGUGAUACGCCUUUUGAGAGAGCACGUCGCAGAUGGUAACAAGGAGCCCAUGCUGGUAUUUCCGGAGGGGACUUGUACGCAUUCUGAGUAUUGCAUCAUGUUCAAGAAGGGGAGUUUUGAACUUGGUGCUGAAGUGCACCCGAUUGCUAUGCGAUACAGGCGACGCUUUGGUGACCCGUUUUGGAACUCUCAGAAUACAUCGUUUCCGAGACACCUGUUUGAGUUGAUGACAUCAUGGGCUGUGGUUUGCGACGUGUACUACAUAGAUCCCGUGCACAUUCGAGAGGACGAGACAGCGGUGCAGUUUGCAAACCGUGUGAAGCGGCUUAUUUGCGAGCGAGCAAGUCUCGUCAGCGUGAACUGGGACGGGUUCCUCAAGCGGCAUCGGAUUUCACCGAAAUUCCUCGACUCACGGCAACGUGCGUUUGCUUCAAUUAUCACUCGUCGUCUUCAAGGUGAGCUUCCCCGACCGAUGAGUUCAUCCGCUCUGGCUGCAAUAGCAUCUGGUGGGCUCGCACAAACUUCCGAACACCCAUUAACAAGCGGGAUGGACUCACUCGGAUUCUUCGAUAAGCGAAUGAAUAAGCAGGAGUUGCGGGCGCCAAGAAGAUCGUCGAGGCUGUAUCGAAAUGUGCUGACGCUUCGUAGGCGUAGGGGCGAGGACGCAGAUGAAACAGAUAGGGGGACGAUUGGGCUUGCUGGGCGGAGGCAAAGAACGGUGCGGUUUAUGGAGAGCACGCUGCAGAACACUGUGCGAUGGGCGAUGGGAAUUGGAUUGUUCGUCGCGGCGGCGCUGGUGACGGAUCGAUUCAUGCCAGCGUCUUGGAAAGAAGCUGUGCGAAACGGUUUGAUUCAAUGACAGUAGCAGUCGCAGAGUGUGAUGCACUCAGAAUAGGUACGUUUGCAUAGGGCGGAGAUGUACGUCAAGUCGUCACGAAAUGGGAAUUCGGAAUCCGUUAACUGCGGCACGUUGAAUGUGACCAGUCGGGCACACGCGGUCUGCUCGUGGUCAUGACCCAAAACUAGUUUGUUUAUGCGCAAGUCGACAGCGGUCGACGGUUUGUACUUGGAAGGUUAAAUCGCUUGGUGUCAAUAUA
Chondrus crispus (carragheen) is the source of this 1912-nucleotide messenger RNA. RefSeq lists its product as hypothetical. Gene Ontology annotation, molecular function: glycerol-3-phosphate O-acyltransferase activity. NCBI's taxonomy places the organism in Eukaryota, Rhodophyta, Florideophyceae, Gigartinales, Gigartinaceae. Gene Ontology annotation, biological process: triglyceride biosynthetic process. The transcript has 2 exons. The record is from RefSeq and is a predicted model, not a curated record. Bases 1 to 1674 code for a protein of 557 amino acids. Gene Ontology annotation, cellular component: endoplasmic reticulum.